Messenger RNA from Oncorhynchus nerka (sockeye salmon), 1391 nucleotides. RefSeq names its product granzyme A-like. The record is from RefSeq and is a predicted model, not a curated record. NCBI's taxonomy places the organism in Eukaryota, Metazoa, Chordata, Actinopteri, Salmoniformes, Salmonidae. The transcript has 5 exons. Gene Ontology annotation, molecular function: serine-type endopeptidase activity. Gene Ontology annotation, biological process: proteolysis. Bases 100 to 888 code for a protein of 262 amino acids.
GUGAACAUCAGACCACAUCCUCUAGUAUAAAGAGAGAGAUCAGAGAGCAUCACAGCACAGUAGACCCUGAACUACUGAGGUUACAUCAGUUAAAUAACCAUGAUCCUCUCCACAGCAGCCAGUUUCUGGACCUCUGCCAUGAUCCUUCUAUAUCUGCACUCAGGUGACUGUGCAGAGAUCAUUGGUGGAAAGGAGGUGAAGCCUCACUCCUUACCCUACAUGGCUCUACUGGAGGACAACAAAGGAAACAAAAUGUGUGGAGGAAUCCUGAUCCACCAGCAAUGGGUUCUGACUGCGGCCCACUGUACUGACAUCAACAAGGUGUUUCUAGGGGUCCACUCCAUCAAACAGGAGGAGAAGGAGACUAGACAGGUCCGUAAGGUGAAAGGUCGCGUCCCUCAUCCCUGUUAUGACCCCGAAUUCAAAGUCAACGACAUCAUGCUGCUGAAGUUGGAUAAGAAAGUAAAGCCGACUAAGGCGGUGAGACCUCUAGCGUUACCUGUCCCUGUGCCAGACGUCCAAGCAGGGACCCCCUGCUCAGUGUCUGGAUGGGGAGCCACCGAGAACAAUGCUAAAACCAUGUCUGACGUCCUGAAAUCUACCAACGUCACCGUGAUCGACAGGAGAAAAUGUAACUCUGCAGACUACUACAACAUGACCCCAAUCAUCACCUACAGCAUGCUGUGUGCCGGCUCUGUGGACAAGACCAGGGUGGACUCAUGUCAGGGAGACUCUGGUGGCCCGUUGGUGUGUGGAGGUGAACUAAGGGGAGUCGUGUCGUUCGGUACAAAAUGUGGCAUCAAGACCAAACCUGGGGUGUACACACUCAUAUCGAAAAUGUACCUUGACUGGAUCAACAAAACCAUGAGGAAGUCACUGAUUGACUGAUUGAUACCUGCUUUUCUCAAUAAUUUGUGAAACUAUUUAAUAUUUACUGAAUUUGAAUUAUAGCUCACGUGCUGGAAGCUGUGAAGUAUGUUUGAACUCUUGCCAAGCUUUGUGUGAAGAUGUGCAGUGAUGUAAUGUGAACCUAGGCAUGUGAUGUAGGUACAAAAUGGGAAAAUAUGUGUAACCGAUGUGAACUCUCUCUGAGACCUUGAAGUUGCUGUUGCUCUGCAAGGCUCUUUUGUGGAGCGAUGGGUAACGAUAUUUCGAGGGUGGCUGUCAUCGAUGUGUGCAGAAGGGCCCUGGUUCGAUCCCAGGUCGGGGCGAGGAGAGGGAUGGAAGCUAUACUGUUACAUAUGGACAAAGGAAUUGCUGACAAAAAUUAAAAUGUGAAAACAAACAGACAUUUCAGGCGUUUUACCAUCCUUUUAAAUGGCCUACUAUGUAUUCAACCUGACAUGUCACGUCUUGUUCUAGUUGGAAAUAAAUCACGUGCGAUAGUUCAA